Messenger RNA from Eimeria tenella, 258 nucleotides. RefSeq lists its product as uncharacterized. The record is from RefSeq and is a predicted model, not a curated record. Bases 1 to 258 code for a protein of 85 amino acids. The transcript has 2 exons. Lineage: Eukaryota; Apicomplexa; Conoidasida; Eucoccidiorida; Eimeriidae.
AUGAUAUUUACUUCGCAAAGAGUCCUUUGGAAAUUGUUUCCCCGACUUUCACACGAUAAAGUGAGGUGGAUGCGGCUUUACUGCACGGCGGCGUUCGGCCUAGGGGCCGCAGCCUGCACCUGGGCAGGCCAGCAAGACUACAGCUCGAAGCCGAGCCGGACCACUUUCUUUUAUCGACAGCACUUAAAGCAUCUUCACAAAACCAAAAAAAUCAGCGACGAGAAGUACGCGCGGCUGCUGACGGGCGUGGACGCCUGA